This is a messenger RNA of Oncorhynchus keta (chum salmon), 5067 nucleotides long. RefSeq names its product guanylate-binding protein 1-like. The transcript is spliced from 11 exons. Lineage: Eukaryota; Metazoa; Chordata; Actinopteri; Salmoniformes; Salmonidae. Bases 389 to 2269 code for a protein of 626 amino acids. The record is from RefSeq and is a predicted model, not a curated record. Gene Ontology annotation, molecular function: GTPase activity; GTP binding.
AUUGUUCCUAGGCCGUCAUUGAAAAUAAGAAUUUGUUCUUAACUGACUUGUCUAGUUAAACAAAGGUUCUAUUUGGACUUGCUAAUUGGUUGUAGUUAUGUGUUGGUUAUACACACGGGAAAGCACGACAUUUAUUAAAAAAUAAAUCCAUACUCAGCUUCAGUGAAACAUGACCGUUUAAGUCGUUCGUGUCAGAGUUCCUAGUAUCUACCAGCACAAGAACGCCGCAUAACGAUGUUAUUUUGUUUUAUAAGUCGUGCCUUCCCAGAAACCUAAUUUUAAACAUCAGAGAAUAACUUUCAGUUUCAAUAUAAUCAAUGAUUUCAUUUACAGACUGAACAACAACCGUACUGUACAACGUCGCAGAGUGUUUCUAUAGGACAGCAUCAUGACAGGCCAGACAGUAUCCAUGAAGGAACCAGUAUGUCUGAUAGAGAACGACAGUGAUGGGAAGCUGUGUGUGGUCCGCAGUGCACUGGACAUCCUGGACCAGAUUGACCAGCAUGUGGUAGUGGUGUCGGUGGUCGGGCUGUACCGCACCGGCAAGUCCUACCUCAUGAACAAGCUGGCUGGCGAGAAGAAAGGUUUUGCCCUGGGAGCCACCAUCCAGUCCAAAACUAAGGGCAUCUGGAUGUGGUGUGUGCCUCACCCUGAAAAAAGAGACCACACCCUGGUGCUGCUGGAUACAGAGGGGCUGGGGGACGUGGAGAAGGGUGAUGAGAAGAAUGACAACUGGAUCUUUUCCCUGGCUGUCCUACUCAGCAGUACUCUGGUGUACAACAGCAUGGGAACCAUCGACAACAAUGCCCUGGAGAAACUACACUAUGUGACAGAACUGACAGAGCACAUCAAGGUGAAGUCCAACCAGCGAGACGGGGAGGAAUCUUCAGAGUACCUGCGUUACUUUCCUUCCUUUGUGUGGACAGUCAGAGAUUUCACCCUGACCCUGGAGGUUGAUGGAAGACCCAUCACAGCCAAUGAGUACCUGGAGAAUGCUCUUAAACUGAGAACAGGUCAUAGUGAGAAAGAUCAGGCAUACAAUCUGCCUCGUAGCUGCCUGCGGAACUAUUUCUCUCCUCGCUGGUGCUUUGUGUUUGAGAGGCCAGCCAGCAGAGACAAAAUGAGACGUAUUGAGGAGCUGACCGACGCUGACCUGGAGCCUGCCUUUGUGGAGCAAGCCAAGGAGUUCUGUGACCACGUCUUCAAUGACGCCAAGACCAAGACCCUGAAACAGGGCCUGAAAGUUACCGGCAGACUGCUGGGAAACCUGGCAGAGACGUAUGUGUCUGCCAUCCGGAGUGGGCAGAUCCCCUGCCUAGACAAUGCUGUGUUGGCGCUGGCCCAAAUUGAGAACUCCGGUGCCAUCGAGAGGGCCAGGGCCCACUACCAGAAGGGCAUGGCUGACUGGGUGGCCUACCCCACAGAGACCCAAGAGGAGCUGUCUGAAGUGCAUGCUGUCAUGGAGAAGGAGGCUGUGGCCAUAUUCAUCAACAACUCCUUCAAAGACGAGGACCAGAAGUACCAGUUGGAGCUCAUGAAAGUGGUUCAAGAGGAGUAUGAGAAGAUCUGUGAGAGGAACUACAAGGAGUCCCAGAAGGCAUGCGAGUCCAAAAUCCAAUGCAUCUUUGCCCCCCUGGAGGAGAAAAUAAGGGAUGGCUCCUACAUGACCCCUGGAGGAUACAAAGAGUACUGCAACGACCUGAAACUGGCCACCAGCGAAUACAGAUCUGAGGGAGGAAGGGGAGUGAAGGCUGAAGAGGUACUGAAGGAGUACUUGGGAAGGAAGGCCAGCAUUGGUGAGGCCAUCCUGUCAGCAGACCACUCCCUCACUGAAGCUGAGCAGAGAGCAGAAGCGGAGCAAGCAAAAAGGGAGGCAUCUGAGCGGGAGAAUCGAGCCAUGGAGGAGCAGCUGGUUGUCCAGGAGAGGUUGAGAGCGGACCAGCAAAGGACGUAUGAGGAGAAUGUGAACCAGCUGAUGGAGAGGAUGGAGAGAGACAGCAGAAAUGCCAUAGCAGAGCACAAUAGAGUUCUGCAGGCCAGACUCAAGGAGCAGAAUGACCUUCUCCGGCAAGGGUUUGAUGACAGAGCACACCAAAUGCAAAGAGAGAUAGAUGCCCUUAAGGGUGCGAAGGCACAAGAGGAAGAGAAAAAACCCUCAUUUAUGAGCACAGCUCUGGAUACUGUUGGGACUGCAGCUGCCUUGUUCCUUCCAGGAAUAAUUCCCAAAGUAGGAGGAAUGGCUGUGAAAUGGCUGUCGAAGUUGUUCUGAUGUAGGUUCCCGAGGAGGAUGAUGAGCUGUUAUUCUUAUAGACGUGGAUUGAUUGAAUCUGUAUUUAUUGAUAGUUGAUUCAUGGAUUUAGGUUAAGCACUCAGUUAAGGUUUUAGGUUAUGUUUUGAAUAAAUAUUUUGAAUGCCUAAUCAUGAUAAACUAAUGCUUUUAGAAAACACACCUAAAAAUGGUUUUGCACAGGUGUUUUUUAAAUGUUACUAUUACCAAAUAGGCCUAAUUUUUAACACUGAUGUUUAUAUGCACACCAAUAUCCCGUUAUUGUCAGGCAUAUGUGUAUAGGUGGCAGGGAAGUCAGGCGCAGGAGAGCCAAACGGAGUGUAAAAUGGAGUCUUUUAAUAAUGUCCUAGUAACAUGCUCCAUAACACUAAACAGGAAAAGAACAUAAACAAAAUAUGGGUACGAAGACCCGACGCGCACCUAUACAACAAACAACGCUACACUGACAAUAAACAAUCUCUGACAAAGACAUGAGGGGAAACAGAGGGUUAAAUACACAACAGGUAAUGAAUGGGAUUGAAAACAGGUGUGUGGGAAGACGAGACAAAACCAAUGGAAAAUGAAAAAAGGAUCAAUGAUGGCUAGAAGACCGGUGACGUCGAACGCCGAGCACCGCCCGAACAAGGAGAGGCAACGACUUCGGCAGAAGUCGUGACAGUUAUUAUUCGGCAUACUCAAGUAUUCUAUUCUUGAGUUGACUCAUAUAAACGUCAUAUGCCAUUUACAAUAACCCGAAAAAUCUUGGCGUAUACUGCGUCGUAACUGUUGCUCAUUUAAUGAUUAAAGGUUUUUAAUUGCGUGAUGAACUGAAUCAAGUAAUUAUUAACUCAUUAACCUGGGGCACCAUGGGAAAAUUAGUUUUAUUGAGUUUCUAUCUCCCAAAUGAACUCAAAGAAUAUCAGAAUAUCGAUUUGACAACAGCCGCUAAUUAAUAGGUUACCUCUACAGUCUCGUUCUGAACGUCGCAUAAUCCGGGAAUCUGCACGGACCCGGGUCUCACCAAUGAGUUCGUACCACACCAAUCUUUGUUUAGUAUUUAUUUACUAGAAAGCUGAAAUGAUGAUAAAAGAUAUACAUACACAAAAACACAUUCUAGGCUAUUGAUUAGAACUUAGUAUAAUGGGCCAACACACUAUGGCGCAUGUUACCCAAAAUGGGGAUUUAAAAGAGAGAGAAAAAGAGAAAGUACACGAGAGAAAUAUACAUUUGGGUGAAUUUGUCAGCUAUGCUUAUUCUAACCCGAGCCUUGCCCCAACUGCCGCUCUUAUGGGUCAGAAUAUAAUGAUGUAAUUACGUGGGGAAGGUCUCUGUGGAUUCUCGGUCUCUGUGGAUUCACGGUCUCUGUGGACUGUUCAGGCUGCUCAAUGACGCAUUUCUCCGGCGCAACUCUUUGGUGUUCCUCACGAUGUCAGUGUCCUUUUGGCUUAGGAGUCUGUUCCCUCGCCCUUGCUCUGGAAGGGCUCUUCUGAGGACAGACAGCUCUGUAGCUCAGAGCUCACAGCGUAGGAAUGAAACCGUGUAGAUACCACGAUUCGAUGGGGAGUGGAGGCUUGGUGGUUCGACUUGAAUUCACCCGCUUAGACACAGCCACUCAUCCGUAGCUUGGGUAGAAAAAUAUUUAUUUGUCUUCAAACUUGUGUUGCGUUUUGGGUUCGUUGACUUUUUAGACCUCGGCUGCAGCUUGGGUCACUUAGUCUUGUCAUGAUGUUGGCCUGGGGCUAGGUUUAUGACAGUCAUAAAUACCUCUUCCCCCCUUUUUGCUCUCUCUACCCUACUGAUGUUACAUUUGCAAAACCCUUGGUUAACAUAGAGAUUCUGGGAACAUCAGAAGGUGGGGGGAAAUGAACUAUAUUCUGGUAAUCUGACCAAUUGAACAUAUGCGGUGGUACUUAAUGAAUAUGAUGUCAGUUCGGUUGUCAUCUGAGACAUUCUCAUCAAUGAUAAGAUGACAAACUCUACACAUCAGAGUUAUCUGAUUCACAUGGAAUUGUUGUUCAAUUUAAAUGUUUGAAUAUGAAAUUAUUUGUGAUGGGAUGAAAUGUGAUUUUAGCUUCUAAAAUGUGAGAUUUGGGUUUUCAUAAGGUUAGGGCUCUGCUCAAUCAGUGACCUGCCCCUGCGAAGGGACAUGGGCUGUCAAACACGCCCUCCUCUCCCUUCCUAUAUAAAGCCUUGACGACAAUAUAACCUCCUGUUCCGAGGAUGUGAGGACGACGGUCCGAUGUCAGAAUGGUUCAGAUAAUAACUACAGAACGAAGCCAACAUCAGCGUGAGCUUUGGUUGCGAAUGGUAUGAACUUUGAACUCUUAUUCACUACAGAAGUGAUACCGCCUAGCCGUUGAAUUAGCAACAGCAGCUGCAAACGCAGGUUAGGAAGGAACAGACAGAGUAUUCCGUCUACCACACAACGACGUUACUACAACGUAUUCAAUUUACUAGCAGAGACAUUCUUCAAAGGACUCGGUUGGGCAACAUGGCCUUCCAUCUACCACCGACCUACCGAAGCGCAGCUCAGAGUAAAUAUUUAUUGCAUUUUCCUUUUCCAAAUGGGCGGUAAUUUAGAAUGCAUAAAAUACUGUAUUUAUGAUAGCACAGAUUCUCCCUGUGUCCCUCAGUCUUCCCACUCUUUCACUCAAACCCAGCCACUUUUCUUUUGUGUAACCUGCUGUCAUAUCUGUUCCGCCCGCUAGGGGCGUUUUCCUUUAUGACGUAAUUUGUAAUCAUGUGUAUAUGUAAUUCUGUGUGAUUAGUUGGGUAUUUAGUAAAUAAAUCAUUAAAACCAA